Messenger RNA from Onthophagus taurus, 1046 nucleotides. The record is from RefSeq and is a predicted model, not a curated record. NCBI's taxonomy places the organism in Eukaryota, Metazoa, Arthropoda, Insecta, Coleoptera, Scarabaeidae.
UUGGUUGCUAGGUAGUCAAAAAGAUGUUUAUUUGUCAACAAAUAUUUUAUUUUUUAAAAAUUCAAUUAUUUUGUAAAAUGAUGAAGUCUAAAGUGAGAUACGAAAAAUUUUUAUGUAGUAAAAAUAUGUCAUUUUUACAUUCCUAGUACAAUUAUAAUUCCUAGUACAUUACAAACCAAAUUUGGUGAAUGUUAAGGACCUUCUGUGUUAAGGAUGUUAAUGUUAAGGAUAAAAUACUUAACAUCCUUCAAAAUUGCGAGUCAUACAUUGUCAACAUUGCCAUUGUUCCCAUAAUUUAUUCGUUACAUACGUAAUUAAAAUAUGCAUAAAUACAUUUCUAUAUCCAAAUAUUCAUAUAAAGAGUUCAAAACAUUGCAACUUCCUUCAUUCUCUUAUUACUUUCUUUUAUAGAUUGUCAUUUCCGCAAAAUGAGUCCAAUUACUGAAUUUUAUGCCGGAAAAACGGUUUUAAUAACCGGCGCAACUGGAUACAUGGGUAAAGUUUUGCUGGAAAAGUUAGUGCGAAGUUUCCCGGAUAUAAAAAAAAUCUACAUUCUUAUACGUUCCAAAAAAGGAUGUACUCCUCAAGAAAGAGUUAAGCAAUUAACCAAUGGCAUCGUAUUUACAUUUCAUAACGUGAACGAAAAAGCUUACGAUAAAAUCGAGGCAAUAAGCGGCGAUUUUAUGAUGGAAAAUUUGAGUCUGUCCGAAAUCGAUAAGGAAAAGUUAAUUGAGGAGGUAUCGAUUGUAUUUCAUGUUGCCGCUUCUAUUCGUAUGAAUCUUCCGCUAAAAGAAGCCGUAAUAACUAAUACUACAUCAACCUAUCAACUAUUUAAAUUAUGCAUGCAUAUGAAAAUAUUACAAGCAUUUGUCCACGUAUCCACAUGUUUUUGUAAUGUUGAAAUUGAUUACAUGGAAGAGAAAAUUUAUCCUAUGGAUGUUGAUCCUUAUAAAAUUAUGGAUCUCGUUAAAUGGAUGGAUGAGAAAUCUUUAGUUGCUAUUACAAAAAAGUAUGUAUUUGCUUAUUUCAAAAAAUAAACUAGGUAA